Messenger RNA from Tigriopus californicus, 1472 nucleotides. RefSeq names its product ubiquitin carboxyl-terminal hydrolase 30 homolog (gene Usp30). The transcript has 2 exons. The record is from RefSeq and is a predicted model, not a curated record. Gene Ontology annotation, cellular component: cytosol; nucleus. Gene Ontology annotation, molecular function: cysteine-type endopeptidase activity; cysteine-type deubiquitinase activity. Gene Ontology annotation, biological process: protein deubiquitination. The coding region runs from base 109 to 1449 and encodes 446 amino acids. Lineage: Eukaryota; Metazoa; Arthropoda; Copepoda; Harpacticoida; Harpacticidae.
AAAGGAUAGCUUUUCAGGCCUUUCAAGCUUGGCAAGUGGGAUCCAGACCGACAUGUUGUUAGGGUUGAACGGGUUGAACCCAGCCUCCUUGUCUCAUCUCAAGGCUUGAUGGAUCACCCACCCUGGCCGUUGUUCGCCUUGGCCGGCGCCGCGGCCUUGGCUCUGGGCACGUGUUAUGUGGCCUUCGGGCCCUCGACCGCAUCCAAGCGGCCUCGCCGACCCCACGACCCACCGGGUCUGAGUAACUCCGGACAAAGUUGCUUCGUCAAUGCCAUUCUCCAAGCCUUGGCCUCAUGUGGCACGUUCAUCCAAUGGCUGGAAACGCGGAUUCAGGAUCAUUGCCCGCAAGAUCAGUCGGUCCGGGAGCAACUCGGGCACACCUUGGCCAUUUUGAACAAUCGCGGUCAAAUAGGGCGGGUCCAAGUUUGGUCCGCCGAACCGCUCAUGACGGCCAUCAGAAUGCACGGCUGGGUGAUUGAUACCCAAGAGCAAGAUGCUCAUGAGAUGUUGCACAUUUUACUCACUUCGCUGGAAGAAGAGCUUCUUCGUCUAGAAAUGGCCCGCACUAACACCGCUGGCAUCGGUGAUAUCGUGGAGGCGACCUUGCCCGAAUCCAACCCCGUGUCUCAGCCCGAUUUUCAACCCGGUCAUCGGCGACGAUCUUCGGGCGUGUUUCUGAAAUCCGGCGAGGAGAUUACCUUGCCCCAUGUCGAGGGUCAAACUAAUACGCUCAAACGACGCAAAACCAGUACACCUUUUAAUGGGACACUCACCAAUAAAGUGACCUUUACCGAUGGCCGCUCCAAGUCACCUGUUUCUUCCUUAGGCUUUAACAAUAUAACGCUCUGUCUACCCAAAAGCGGUCACAUCUUGAAUGGAGUCGUAUCUCUGGAGACCUUACUUCAAAUGUAUAUUUCUCGUGAGACCGUGGAGGGUGCCACCUCUCAAUCCGGGCACAAAACCAAUCCGGCUCUCGCCAAGCAAUUAGCUUUCGGCAAAUUACCCCCUUGCUUGUGUUUGCACAUUCAACGCACGGCGUUUUCUGCCAAUACGCCCAGUAAACGGUGGGAACAUGUCGCUUUCCCGGAGCUCCUCGAUAUGAAACGAUACGUCUAUUUGAGUCAGAUGAAGAAAGAUCAAGCCUUGAAGAAGUCAGUCUCAAACCAGGAAGUGAUGUCGCUCCUCAGUGAUAUGAGUUCGAGCAGCUCGCCCAGUGAUUUAUAUCUCCUUCGAUCGGUGGUGGUGCAUCUAGGUCAGGUCUCUUCAGGCCACUAUGUGACCUACCGUCGAGGCCCAUUGAAUACUCCGUCAGGCUCCAAAUGGUUUUGCAUCUCAGAUGCUAGCGUUGAGCCGGUGCCUUUGUCCACCGUUUUGAAAGCGAAUGCCUUCAUGCUGUUCUAUGAAAAACUUCAACCCACCGCCAUCACCCCAACCACUUAUUUCUGUUAAUUCUGUUGGCCUUUCUUGAUAUG